AUGGCACCGGCAACCCUUGUAAGCAAGAAGAGAAAGUUUGUUGCUGAUGGUGUCUUUCGUGCCGAAUUGAGUGACUUCUUCACUCGUGAAUUGGCAGAGGAGGGUUACUCAGGGUGCGAAGUUCGUGUCACCCAUGCACGCACCGAGAUCAUAAUCCGCGCGACCCACACCCAAGAAGUUUUGGGCGAGAAGGGGCGACGCAUCCGCGAACUUACGGCGCUCGUCCAAAAGCGUUUCAAAUUCCCUGAGAACUCGGUCGAGCUUUACGCCGAAAAGGUUCAAUCCCGUGGUCUUUCCGCCGUCGCUCAAUGCGAGUCUCUCCGCUACAAGCUUCUCGGUGGUUUGGCUGUUCGUCGUGCCUGUUAUGGUGUCCUUCGUUUCGUCAUGGAGAGUGGUGCUAAGGGUUGCGAGGUCAUCGUCUCUGGGAAGUUACGUGCUGCUCGCGCUAAGAGCAUGAAGUUCACGGAUGGUUUCAUGAUUCACUCCGGUCACCCCUCUCGUGAAUUUGUCGACUAUGCUGUUCGGCACGUUCUCCUAAAGCAAGGUGUGUUGGGUAUCAAGGUGAAAAUGCACGAUCCCGAGGGUCGCCUUGGUCCAAAGAAACCUCUCCCCGACCACGUCACCAUUAUCGAGCCCCCAGUUGAUAAGCUCAUUUCCGAGCCAACAUCAGAGCAGCGGGGUGCUCCCCUACCGACUGCCAUCCCGGAAACAGCACCGGAAGCCACCUACCAGGAGGCAUUCGGUGAGCAGCAGCAGCAGCAACCAGCCUUCUGA
Cantharellus anzutake is the source of this 774-nucleotide messenger RNA. RefSeq names its product ribosomal protein S3. Gene Ontology annotation, biological process: translation. The transcript is spliced from 4 exons. Gene Ontology annotation, cellular component: nucleus; cytosolic small ribosomal subunit. The record is from RefSeq and is a predicted model, not a curated record. Gene Ontology annotation, molecular function: structural constituent of ribosome; RNA binding. Lineage: Eukaryota; Fungi; Basidiomycota; Agaricomycetes; Cantharellales; Hydnaceae. The coding region runs from base 1 to 774 and encodes 257 amino acids.